Messenger RNA from Hippocampus comes (tiger tail seahorse), 404 nucleotides. Its product is annotated as apolipoprotein B-100-like. Gene Ontology annotation, biological process: cholesterol homeostasis; triglyceride mobilization; cholesterol transport. The record is from RefSeq and is a predicted model, not a curated record. Gene Ontology annotation, cellular component: mature chylomicron; very-low-density lipoprotein particle; low-density lipoprotein particle. The transcript is spliced from 2 exons. Lineage: Eukaryota; Metazoa; Chordata; Actinopteri; Syngnathiformes; Syngnathidae. Gene Ontology annotation, molecular function: cholesterol transfer activity; low-density lipoprotein particle receptor binding. The annotation marks the transcript as partial.
GAGAGCUUCUCAUUCAGGUCCUUUUGGACAGUGCCACCCCACUGCAAAAGAGAAUUGCUGCAUAUCUUGUGGUUAUGAAGAACCCGCUGCCAAGUGAUUUGGUGCGUUUGGCCGCUGCCCUGCCCACCGAGAAAGAUACCCAAUUCAAGAGCUUUGUGGUAUCCCACAUGACCAAUAUUUUGGCUUCAACUGAGACUAAAACUGAAGAACUCAGACAAAAGAUUCGCGAUGCCAUCCAGGACAAUGAGAUUGGACCCGUCAUGAACCCCACCAAAUUCUCUCGUAACUACCGGAUGGGAUCUGUCGAGGGAAACAUGAUCUUUGAGGGCACCAGCUACCUGCCCAAAGAAGCCAUGCUGGAAAUGACUCUUAAGGCAUUUGGCUUUGACAUUGACAUGAUGGAG